UGUACAAUUACAAACCCUAGAGGCAAAGCAAAGCAACUUGGUUUGCGUUAUUAUUCUUUCUUCUUCGCCAUUCGCUACUGUGUUUUUAUAUUCAUUUUCACUUUCAUCACACAGAUUCUCUUCCUUUUCACCGCCGCACAAAGCAAUUUUCGUUUUCUCUUUCCUCUUUCGCUGUUACAUCGAAAACACGAAUCUCGCUUUUUCAUUUUCCCGUUUUAUACAAAUUUCGUGCGAAUCGAUUCAAUUAUUCGUGAAAACCCUAAUCUGAUAAAUGGGGAAGAAGAAGCCAGCAAUCCGCGACGACGAGAAUCCUCCGCCGCAACAAGGCGGUGGCAAAUCGAAGAAGAAGGCUCCGGUUAUCGAUGACGAUGAAUAUUCUAUCGGAGUGGAAGUGUCUGAGGAUGCGAUUCCGGUUGCGGUGGAAGAGAAACCCGUGAAAAAGAAAGGUAAGAAAGGUAAUGCUAAAUCGAAAAAAGAUAAUGAUGAUGAUUUUGAUGAUGCUGUUGUUGUUGAUGAUGAUGAUGUGAAUGAAAUUGUUUUUGCUGGGAAGAAAAAAGGGAAAUCGAAAAAAAGUAGUGGUGGAAGUGUGUUUGCUUCUGGAUUUGGUGUGCUUGGUGAUGAGGAGGAUGUUGAUAAUGAUGAUGAUGAGAAAUCGGAGGUAACCGGUGAGGGUGAUGACGAUGAGGAUGAACCUGUUGUUAGUUUUACAGGGAAGAAGAAAUCCUCGAAGGGUUCUAAGAAAGGUGGUGGUGGAAGUGUGUUUACGGCUGCGGCUGGUUUUGGUUUGCUUGGGGAUGAUGAAGAUGUUGAUAAUGAUGAUGGUGAGGAGAAAUCGGAUGAGGAUGAACCAGUUGUUUUUUCGGGGAAGAAGAAGCCCUCAAAGGGUUGGAAGAAAGGGGCAAGUAGUUUGUUCAGUGCAUUAGAUGAGAAUGAUGAUGGAGAGGAGGAGAGUAAGAAUGAAAAGGUAGAAGAUGAUGAUGAUGAACCAAUCACUUUCUCAGGUAAGAAAAAGAAGUCAUCAAAGGGUUCGAAGAAGGCGGGUGUUUCAUUGAGUAAAGCUAUUCCGGAGGAGGAUAGUGUUUCUGUAUCUGAGUCUGCUAAAGGUGGUGAUUAUGAGAAAGAUGAGGAUGAUGUUUCUUUUGCAUUUACCGGUAAAAAGAAGUCUUCUAAAAAGAAAAGUGGUAGUGCUGCUGCCAAAGUGAGUGAUGAAAUUGAGUUCGGGAGUGAAAGUGUGAAUGUUGUUGAGGCUGAGAAGCCUAGUGUUGACAAUGGUAAUAUAAGUAAGAGUGAAGAGGUCGUUGGAACUUCCAAGAAUAAGAAAAAGAAUAAGAAGAAGAGUGGGAGGACUAAAGAAGAGGAGGAUGAUUUAGAUAAGCUUCUCGCAGAGCUUGGCGAAGCCCCUGCUACAGCACAACCUGCUGCAGCUCCUCCUCAGCAAGAUGAUAAAGUUCAGCCGGUUCCUGUAGUAGGUUCUGCCCCUGGUGCUUCAGGAGAAAAGGAGGGAGAAGAUGAGACUGUAGAGUCAGCUGCCACAAAAAAGAAGAAAAAGAAGAAGGAAAAAGAAAAGGAGAAGAAGGCAGCGGCAGCAGCAGCUGGAAGUGCACCGGUAGUUGAAGCUGUAGAAGAGAAAGCUGAGGCAAUUGAACCGAAGAAAAAUGAUUCGAAGACCAAAGCGGCUGACAAGAAAGUGCCAAAGCAUGUUAGGGAGAUGCAAGAACUACUGGCUAGAAGAAAAGAGGCUGAAGAAAAAAAGAAAAAGGAAGAGGAAGAGAAGCAAAGGAAAGAAGAAGAGGAGCGACGAAGGAUAGAGGAACUUGAGAGACAGGCAGAAGAGGCUAAACGUAGAAAGAAGGAAAAAGAAAAGGAGAAACUCCUGAAAAAGAAGCAGGAAGGUAAAUUGUUAACUGGUAAGCAGAAAGAAGAAGCCCGGCGUUUGGAGGCAAUGAGGAGGCAGAUUCUCAAUAGCACAGGGGGUGUGACUCUUCCUGGCGCGGACACCGGUGGACCAUCUAAAAAACCUAUUUAUCAGACAAAGAAAGGGAAAUCAACGAAUCGAAAUCAUAACGGUGCCGCUGCUGUCAAGACAGAGGAAAAUGUUGAAGCAACGGAAACUACUGCUGAUCUAGAUACAGAGGAACUGGAAAAGGUUGAAGAAGUGGAGUCGGUGCAGAUGGAGGACAAAGUUGAACUUCCUGAAGUUGUUGAAGAAGUAGUGGAUGAAGAUGAUGAUGUUGAGGAUGAAUGGGACGCAAAAAGCUGGGAUGAUGUCAAUCUGAAUGAUAGGGGUGCAUUUGCUGAUGAAGAAGUUGACUCCGAGCCUGAACCAAUUGUCAAAAAAGAGAUUAAAAAUGGCAUACCUUCUAAAAAUGCUGCAGGUGCUACAAAUAAACCUGUUACAAAGCCUGCAGCUGAAGAAACUGAAGAUAGAAAACAGGCUAAAGUUGUGGUUGAGGAUAAAAAGAAAAAGCACGAUCCACAACUGUCAGCCGUGCCUUCUAAGCCGAGUGAAGGGAACCUUCGGUCGCCAAUUUGCUGCAUCAUGGGUCAUGUGGACACUGGCAAAACCAAGCUUCUGGAUUGCAUUCGAGGUACCAAUGUUCAAGAAGGUGAGGCUGGUGGUAUCACCCAACAGAUUGGUGCAACGUACUUUCCUGCUGAGAACAUACGUGAAAGAACCAAGGAACUGAAAGCUGAUGCAACACUGAAAGUUCCCGGUCUACUGGUUAUUGAUACCCCAGGACACGAGUCAUUCAAUAACUUGAGGUCUCGGGGUUCAGGUCUAUGUGAUAUUGCAAUUUUGGUUGUGGACAUUAUGCAUGGCUUAGAGCCACAAACUAUAGAGUCACUCAAUCUAUUAAAAAUGAGGAACACUGAAUUCAUCGUUGCAUUGAAUAAGGUUGACAGGCUUUAUGGCUGGAAAACAUGUCGCAAUGCUCCAAUUCGUAAAGCAAUGACGCAGCAGUCUAAGGAUGUUCAAAAUGAGUUCAAUAUGAGGGUCACUCAGAUCGUUACCCAGUUCAAGGAACAAGGGCUAAAUACUGAAUUGUAUUACAAAAACAAAGAAAUGGGCGAAACAUUCAGCAUUGUGCCUACAAGUGCAAUAAGUGGUGAAGGAAUCCCGGAUAUGUUAUUACUAUUAGUUCAGUGGACCCAAAAGACCAUGACCGAGAAGCUUACAUACAGCGAAGAAGUGCAGUGUACCGUUUUGGAAGUCAAGGUUAUUGAAGGCCAUGGAACUACUAUUGAUGUUGUUUUAGUUAAUGGUGUUCUUCAUGAAGGGGAUCAAAUAGUUGUAUCUGGAAUGCAGGGUCCAAUUGUUACCACAAUUCGAGCUUUAUUGACACCUCAUCCAAUGAAGGAACUUCGUGUUAAGGGAUCGUAUAUCCAUCACAAAGAAAUCAAAGCUGCUAUGGGCAUCAAGAUCACUGCCCAGGGGCUUGAACAUGCUAUUGCUGGAGCUAGUUUAUAUGUGGUAAAGCCUGAUGAUGAUUUGGAAUAUAUUAAAAAAGCAGCUUUGGAAGACGUGGAGUCGGUCUUGAGCAGGAUUGACAGGAGUGGUGAGGGCGUUUGUGUCCAGGCAUCUACCCUUGGCUCAUUGGAAGCAUUAUUGGAGUUUUUGAAAACUCCAGAAGUGAAUAUUCCUGUUAGUGCUAUAAACAUAGGCCCGGUACAUAAGAAGGAUGUGAUGAAGGCCAGUGUGAUGCUUGAAAAGAAACGAGAAUAUGCUACUAUAUUGGCAUUUGAUGUCAAAGUCACCCCUGAAGCUAGGGAUCUUGCAGAGGAAUUGGGUGUGAAGAUUUUUAUAGCCGAUAUCAUUUAUCAUCUAUUUGAUCAAUUUAAGGCUUACAUGGACAACAUUAAGGAGGAGAAAAAGAAAGAAUCUGCGGAUGAGGCAGUCUUCCCAUGUGUUCUGAAGAUCUUACCAAAUUGUGUCUUCAACAAGAAGGAUCCAAUUGUUUUGGGAGUUGAUAUCCUUGAAGGCAUUUUAAAGAUUGGAACUCCAAUUUGUAUCCCUUCCCAAGAGUUCAUUGAUAUUGGUCGCAUUGCCUCCAUUGAGAAUAACCAUAAACCGGUUGAUUAUGCGAAGAAAGGGCAGAAAGUAGCCAUUAAGAUUGUUGGCAGCAAUUCUGAAGAACAGCAGAAAAUGUUCGGGAGGCAUUUUGAGAUUGAUGAUGAACUUGUAAGCCAUAUUUCACGGAGAUCUAUUGAUAUUCUCAAAACUAAUUAUCGGGAUGAUCUGACUAUGGAGGAAUGGAAGCUGGUGGUUAAAUUGAAGACUUUGUUCAAGAUACAAUAAGACUUGAUCUGUAUUUUUUUCAAGAUACAACGAGAGUAUUCAUUUCUGAUAAACAAGGUUUUCAGUGAAAUGUUUGGUAAUGCCGGACUUCAAGGGAUUUUUGUGAGCAUGCGGUUGGGUUCACCUUGUAGAUGCAAUGAUGCGGAUAGAAGGCGUUUUGUAGUGGCAGAGUGGCUUGUACAAGAAACUUCUAUGCUCCUGCAGCUUGGAUCCUCUGGCCAAAAGGGUAACUGUCAAGGACAAAAGGUCCAAAUUUUGUGAUUUACUAUACACAUCUGUGGUAUACAUGGAAGCAAAUAAGAAUUUAAUUUUCCAUUGUUGGAUGAGAGAAAGCAAAUAUUCACGGGAGUAUUUAUCAUGUUAACAGACAAAAUUGUUGACUUUGUCGUGUACAAAUUUUCCAUUUGUAUACGACAGUGUUCCAUGCCAUGCAUUUUGGUUUUGGAAACGGGCAUGGAUAUGUAUACUUGUUUGGAUAUGCAUGUGUAUUUUAAAUAUUGCAGCAUAUAUUUUUCACAUGGAGAUCUACAACGCUCGUCUGUAGUGAGAGCUGGAUCUUUACGCCUUUGAACAGAAAUCUUCCAAUGAUGACA
Medicago truncatula (barrel medic) is the source of this 4890-nucleotide messenger RNA. RefSeq names its product eukaryotic translation initiation factor 5B. Gene Ontology annotation, cellular component: mitochondrion; cytoplasm. Gene Ontology annotation, biological process: translational initiation. The coding region runs from base 272 to 4297 and encodes 1341 amino acids. The transcript is spliced from 12 exons. Lineage: Eukaryota; Viridiplantae; Streptophyta; Magnoliopsida; Fabales; Fabaceae. The record is from RefSeq and is a predicted model, not a curated record. Gene Ontology annotation, molecular function: GTP binding; GTPase activity; translation initiation factor activity.